Messenger RNA from Mycena citricolor, 1910 nucleotides. The record is from the annotation of a GenBank genome assembly. Lineage: Eukaryota; Fungi; Basidiomycota; Agaricomycetes; Agaricales; Mycenaceae.
AUGUCUCCCUCUACUCCGAAGUCAAAACGGCGCACUCGCGCGAAACCAUCAUUUCCUUUCCUCGUAGGCUACACGAUUACGGCUGCAGAAUUCAAGGAUGCUGUCACCCCCUUGCCUAAGUAUCAGACAUUGAUUCAGAGGCCGGGGGGCCCCAGCUAUAACGCGGCAUUAAUCUUUUCCAUGUCGUUCAAAUACUUAUACGGCAUUCCAAGCCCAAUCUUCAUUGACGACGAAUCCGAAGACGACAGUGACCUCACUGCAGUAACAACUCGGCCCCUGCUCUUUCCGACUCGCACCGUUCCCCAAAAUUGGCCUGAAACUCAGCACGCGGAGUCUCCCUGGGACCGAAACGUUCUGAAGGAUAUGGUGGACAAAUUCGAAAGCAUCGGCGGGGAGAUCAACUUGGCCCAGUUCAAGUGGAAAGUGGCACGGCCCGAGUCAGACGACUAUCCCCUCGGGUACAACUUCCAGGUCGCGCUCGAUGAUGAUCAAAUCCCUCCUGCACGUCGAGUUGAGUAUCCUGCUACCUAGUCAAUCCUGUAUCCGCACCACACUAUCACAAUGCUUUCAGUCUGCUAAUCAAGAAAUCUUCCGCGAGUCCUGAAACCAGGGCCCACGAGUCAUGUUCUCCCAGUAAGGUCGCCCAGCACCACGCGCACCACCACCCUGCGCGGCCUGCACGUCUCCAUACAAACACGUCAACUGAGCUAAACAAUGUCGUGGAACUGCUGCUCUUUCUACUAGGCACGACCGCAAGUCCUGUUUGUGUUGUCGCUGUUCCCGAGACUGGGAUUUGGCUCCCUGGCUUCCGUUCUAUCCCGCGCUCCCGGGAAGUCGCCGCCGCCACGUGCCAAGAACACACAGACGCUUGGCUCUACACAGUCGGGUCAAGACUGGCUGCUUGAGGGCAUUGGGUGUCAGCAUGGUGGCGCAUUUACUUGUUGUACUUACAUCAUGAGACAAUGGUUUGCGGAUCACUAGCUGUUGAAAAUGCGGGAGUGCUGUAGAUCAUGUCUCGCAGCCAGAAUCUCGCCCAGCGGCCAGGUGCUAGCAGGCCCACUCAGUGCUGCAUCCCAAGUGCUGUCCUCUCUCUCUCGUGGCAUUAUGCCAGUACGCAAAUGCGCACACCUCUGGAGUUCUUGAUCGACUAUGCUUUCGACAGAAUAAAGUAUUAUCUGCUGAGCAGCGUAGGGACCAAUCGAGUUGAGUCGAACUGCGGCAGAGAGAAGCGACCGGGCGUGAAGAUAGAGGUGGAGGUGCUGCGCUCGAUCUAUCCAUGUUCAGCGAUUGUGCAGAAAACAUUUCAAACAUGCUGUACCUAAUGACAGGCCUAACGCAGCGCAUAAGAGUCCCCAGCAGGUCGAAAGGUGACCAUGGGCGUCGGGAUCGCCGCGCCGUACCAUCAGUUUGAAUCGGUCGACCAGCACACUGAUAUCCCCCGAUUCUUUCUCUGGCUCUGAACGAGUGACUGACAUUCCGCUUGGCCUCGAGAACCCCUUCGAGUAUAAGGACAAGAGUGCAACUCCCUGCGACUUUGAUGCUCUUCUCGCGACAUCGUUUAGCAUCAUCGAUUCGUACAGGGCUUCGAGUUGGUUCAUCAGCCCCAAGGUAGCGUCGACACUCUGUCCACUGUUGCACAGAUCGGAGACAACAGAAUGUGCGUCUGAAACGAAGGGAAGCGCGCUGGGUGCGUAGGUAGAUAGGCUGUCCCGGAUGAACACCGCGAUUGUAUCCAUCUUCUGGCCGGCCAGAUUACGGCUCGUCGAUAACGGUGUCCCGAAACCAUGUGUGAGGAAGGAUUCAAGGCCGGAUGAGGCUACAAAGGAUCCCGUCGGAAGGUUGCUGUCCGAGAGUAGAAGAAGCAAAUAUGUCUCGUCGAACGCGACCAUGAGAGUCGGAGCUGAAUGACG